AUGAAGGUCUGCUUCAGCGCUGACAUCCAUGGGAGCACAGACCAUCUGAGGAGGAUCUUACGUUGCGCCACGGAGCAAGAUUGCGAGACAGUGGUGCUGGGUGGCGACCUCGGUCCUCGUGGCCGCGGGUGGGGACACCUGAGCGACAAGAAAAGGAUCCGAGACAUCUUGCCGCACAACAACGACGGAUCCAUCGCCUGGGACCAUGCCGACUGUCUCACGCACAUGCAGGAGGGGUUCGAUCGUCAGGAACAGUGGUUCGUGGAGGAGAUGAUGCCGCUGCUUGAGGCACACCGGACGACAGUGUACAUCAUGCCCGGGAACUCGGAUUGGAAGCAUCACUUCCAACCCGGGGGGACUCUGGACAAACUUCCUUCGGUUGGCAGAGCCAACUGUGACGAUGAAUGCAACGAGUUUCCUCAAGACUCGCCUAAAGUGAUGAUCAUCGACGGCGAAGGGCAGAUUUUUACCUUGCGAUCCACAGGUGGUGGUCCCGGCGUCCCUGCCCUGGCCCUGUCUCUCGUGCCAAUAUCGAGUCAUCGCAAGAAGGACUGGGAGAGGAAGGAUUGGAGGUGGCAGGAGGAACAGCAGCUCGAACCCGGCGCAAGCCUGGACGGUUUCGUGUCAUCAGGGCACGAGCCUGGAUGCGUAAAACGGAAACGGUUGAGUGCCAAACCUGGGUGGGACGGGUGGGACGGGCAGGACCGAUCCAUCGAGACGGCGCUGGAUGAAGCGCUCAGAGACGACGGACGACGCGAGGCGCCUGGCAUUUGGUUCGUGCACUGCCCGCCGCGUCACACGGUUGGGGAUCUCACGAGUAGGGGCGAGAGAGUGGGCAGCGUCGCACUCAGGGCGGCCAUAGAGAGGUACACACCGAUGGCGACUUUCCACGGACACAUCCACGAGAGCGUCGAUCAGCACGAUGGAAUGUUCAAAGAACACAUCGCGACGAUGAAGCGCAAACCCGAAGAAGAAGAAGCGGAGAGCACGCGUGUUGGUGCUUCCACGAGGGAUCGAUGCACGGUGGUGAGCGUCGGAAACGAUUUUCGAGCGGAAGCCCCGCACAUCAUCGUAUUCGAUACCGACGACCCGGGAAACGCCGUUCGCAUGAAGUGCGCGUAG
Molecule: messenger RNA, 1122 nt
Organism: Micromonas commoda
Lineage: Eukaryota; Viridiplantae; Chlorophyta; Mamiellophyceae; Mamiellales; Mamiellaceae
Exons: 1
Coding region: 1-1122 (373 amino acids)
Molecular function (GO): hydrolase activity
Source: RefSeq, a predicted model, not a curated record